Messenger RNA from Mustela lutreola (European mink), 6541 nucleotides. RefSeq names its product serine/threonine/tyrosine interacting like 2 (gene STYXL2). The record is from RefSeq and is a predicted model, not a curated record. Gene Ontology annotation, biological process: protein dephosphorylation; negative regulation of MAPK cascade. Bases 393 to 3869 code for a protein of 1158 amino acids. The transcript has 8 exons. Gene Ontology annotation, cellular component: cytoplasm. Lineage: Eukaryota; Metazoa; Chordata; Mammalia; Carnivora; Mustelidae. Gene Ontology annotation, molecular function: protein tyrosine/serine/threonine phosphatase activity; MAP kinase phosphatase activity.
GGUGCCUUUCCUCCUGGAAUUGUAAGUGGAGCACAAUACUAGCUCUUGCUUACACUGUGAAGUGGAUAUUGUUACAGAGAACACACCAGAGCCUUUCUCACUGGUGAUAUCGUCUGCCUUCCCAAAGUCUGUAGAGUCCUGGGGCCUAGUGACUCAUCAGCGAGGUGUCGCUCUGCCUGGGACAUCAGCAAAAUCUAGGUUGUUACUGUGCAGGUUCAGAUGGAGAAAGGAAGAAGGACAAAGGCCGGGCUUCCCCAUCUUCCCAGUUUUCAAUGACCAGAGCAUCAGAAGGGCUGAAGAGCUUUGACCUUUGGAAAGGGGCCUUUCUAGUUCAGUUUUUGAAGGACUGGAGUCUUCUCUUGCUCUGGGAAUGAGAGGACCGGCAGGCUGUCAUGGCGACCAGUGGGGACCCAGAGGAGGAGCAGGUAGUCCCAAGCGAAGAGGAUGAAGCCGAUGUGCGGGCCGUGCAGGCCCAGUACCUCCGGAGCCCCUCCCCCAGCCAGUACUCGAUGGUCUCAGAUGCAGAAACAGAAAGCAUUUUCAUGGAGCCCAUUCACCUCUCCUCAGCUGUUGCAGCUAAGCAGAUCAUCAAUGAAGAAUUCAAGCCACGGGGGAGCAGAGCCGAGGGCGAGUGUCCAGGCAUGCUGGAGUCGGCCGAGCAGCUGCUGGUGGAGGACCUGUACAACCGUGUCAGGGAGAAGAUGGAUGACACCAGCCUGUACAACACCCCCUGUGUCCUGGAUUUACAGCGGGCCUUAGUCCAAGACCGCCAGGAAGCCCCCUGGAAUGAGGUGGAUGAAGUCUGGCCCAAUGUCUUCAUAGCAGAGAAGAGUGUAGCUGUGAACAAGGGAAGGCUGAAGAGGCUGGGAAUCACUCACAUUCUGAAUGCCGCUCAUGGCACCGGCGUCUACACUGGGCCCGAAUUCUACACUGGCCUGGAGAUUCAGUACUUGGGUGUGGAGGUGGAUGACUUCCCCGAGGUGGACAUCUCCCAGCAUUUCCAGAAGGCUGCUGAGUUCCUUGAUGAAGCCUUGCUGACCUACAGAGGGAAGGUCCUGGUCAGCAGCGAGAUGGGCAUCAGCCGGUCCGCCGUGCUGGUGGUGGCCUACCUGAUGAUCUUCCACAGCAUGGCCGUCCUGGAGGCCCUCAUGACCGUGCGCCGGAAGCGUGCCAUCUACCCCAACGACGGCUUCCUGAAGCAGCUCCGGGAGCUCAACGAGAAGCUGAUGGAGGAGAGGGAGGAAGACUACGGUCAGGGAGGGGGCUCAGAGGAGGCCGAGGAGGGCGAGGACGCGGAGAGCAUUGCCGGGGCCAGAGUGCGCACCCUCAGCGUGCAGGAGGAGGACGACACCACCAGCCGCCUGAGCGGCUCCUCCUGGGGGAAGGCCAGCCAGGCGUCCAAGCCCCUCACCCUCAUUGACGAAGAUGAGGAGGAGAAGCUGUUCGAGGAGUGGAAGAAGGGGCAGGGCCUCCCCACAGGCAGGGUCCCCCCGGGGGGAGAUGACGGGCGGUCGGCCUCCAGCCAGGGUGGGGAGGAGCCCGAAGACGAGGACGUGGACCGGAUGAUCCAGGAGUGGCAGAGCCGGAACGAGAGGUACCAGGCAGAAGGGCAUCGGACGUGGGGGAGGGAGGAGGAGGAGGCGGAGGCGGAGGCAGGCGAUGGCCGCUCGUUCAUGAGGAGAAGACGGAGGCACACCCUGAGUGAGAGCAGCACAUCCGAGAGUGUCAGCAGCCACGACCUCCGGGUCCUGAAGCAGCAGCUGGAGACCAGCCGCCAGAGCCGAGGGGGGAGAGGCCGCUCUGACUCGGCGCCCACUGAGAGCACCUGGGACGUGUGGAGCCAGAGGCUGCUGGGGAUUGAGAAGGAAGCCUCCCGUCGCUCUCAGUCCCGGAGCAAGAGGGCGGAGGUGGACGCCGGCUCGGAGGUGGGGAGCAGGGCGCGCGAGGACGGCGAGCAGAGCGUGUCUUCGGAGGCCAGCUCCUUCUCCAGCUUCUGUAGCCGGAACAGGGACAGGCUCACGGCCCUGGAAAGGUGGAAGAUCAAGAGAAUCCAGUUCGGAUUUCACAAGAAAGAACUGGGCGCAGAAGACAGCAGCAGCGAGCAAGGUGCCGAGGAGGCAGAGAGCGAGGGGAGGAGCUCGGAUGUCAGCCUGACGGCCUACCAGGCCUGGAAACUGAGGCACCAGAAGAAGGUGGGCAGUGAGAACAAGGAGGAGGUCGUGGAGCUCGGCAAGGGCGAGGACUCUGCCUCGGCCAAGAAGAGGCAGCGGCGGCUGGAGCUGCUGGAGCGGAGCCGGCGGACGUUGGAGGAGAGCCAGUCCAUGGGAGGCUGGGAGACCGACUCGUCCGCCGCCGGCAGGAGCAUCCCCCUGUCUGCCUUCUGGUCGGCAGCUCCGUCCGUCGGAGCUGAUGACACAGCCUCCGUCCUCAGCACCCAGAGCCACAGCUCCCGCCCCUCUCAGGCUGGGAGCCAUGCGGGGAGCUGCUUGGCCUCUCUCCCUGCCGCAGCGCUGCCUAACCUGCCCGUGGGGCCUGGAGACACCAUCUCCAUCGCCAGCAUUCAGAACUGGAUUGCCAAUGUGGUCACCGAGACUCUGGCCCAGAAGCAGAACGAGGUGCUGCUGUUGUCCCGCUCACCAUCGGUGGCCAGCAUGAGGGUGGCACCGGUAGCCGGUGGCCGGGGGGAUGACCAGGUCUCCCUGCUCAGUGGCCACAGUGGCUCCUCCCUGGGCAGCGGCCUGCUGCCUCAGAGCCAGCUGGGACCCAGCUCCGACACGCCGGCCCUGCUGUCCUCCCACACGGCGCUGGGCUCAAGGGCCCAAGGUCUCGGGAGCCGAGUCAGGGGGACCAGCAAGCCUGUCUAUAGCCUCUUUGCCGACAACGUUGACCUAAAGGAGCUUGGCCGGAAGGAGAAGGAGAUGCAGAUGGAACUGAGGGAGAAGAUGUCCGAGUACAAGAUGGAGAAGCUGGCCUCGGACAACAAGCGGAGCUCCCUCUUCAAGAAGAAAAGGGCCAAGGACGAUGAGGAUGGCGGCGCGGGCGACGGGGACGAGGGCGCGGACAGUGCCGCCCGGAGCUUCCGGUACUCCUCCCGCAGUGACUCGCAGAAGCCUGAAGCAGACACCUCUUCGUCCCUGGCUGUGUCGGAUCGCUGUGGAAGUGGAAGCCGGGCUGGCAGAGAGACGGAAGGCGGCAUCGCUAAGUGGCUCAGCGGCCUCCGGACAGAGGACGAAUCUCCUCCCCAGAGUGAUUGGUCUGGAAGCUCCAGGGGGAGGUCCACCAGGUCUUCACUGCUCCGGGAAACGGAGUGCAAGUCCUCUAGCUACAAGUUCUCCAAAUCGCAGUCGGAGGAACAGGACACGACCUCCUUCCGUGAGGCCAACGGCAACUCUGUAAGGAGCACUUCGCGGAUGUCUUCCUCCUCCACCAGGGAGGGCGGAGAGAUGCACAAGUUCUCCAGGUCGAUGUUCAGUGAGACCUCAAGCUCCCGAGAGGAGAGCCCAGAGCCCUACUUCUUCCGCCGGACCCCCGAGCCCUCCGAAGGGGAAGAGUCCCCGGAAGCACAGCGUCCAAACUGGGCCAGGCCCAGGGACUGGGAAGAUGUGGAAGAGUCGUCCAGCUCAGACUUUUCUGAAUUCGGAGCCAAGAGGAAAUUCACCCAGAGCUUCAUGAGGUCUGAGGAAGAGGGAGAAAGAGAGAGGAUGGAAAACAGAGAAGAAGGGAGGUUUGCUGCAGGGCGGCGGUCCCAGUAUCGGAGAAGCACUGACAGGGAGGAGGAGGAAGAAAUGGACGACGAAGCCGUCAUUGCUGCCUGGAGACGCCGGCAGGAAGAGACCAGGACGAAGCUGCAGAGAAGGAGGGAGGAGUAACCCGGGCAAGGCAGGCCUGGGAGAGACGGAGAACGUGGGAAGAAGCCACACGGCUUAGCACGGGGCUCGGGGCACACCUGGCCUCCGCCCGUCAAGGGACAGGGAUGUGGAGAGGCGCAUACAGACGGGCAAAACCCAAAUGAGAGGUACGAGGCAGCUCUGGAGGUGGAGAGGAGGAGGAGAGGCAUCACGUGGGUCUGAAUGAUGGGCCAACUGACACCGAAUUCUGUUGCCGCAUGUCCUCUUAUGGUUUGACCCUUCGCUUGUGUAUCUCCUCCUGUUCAGCACUGACUGGAGAGGUGAGCUCACCACGACACCAUAGCUCGUCAGAGAUUCCAGGCUUACAUCCAGGAAGACUGAAUGCAGGACAUGGUUCUGUUGGUGGAGGUUUUGUGAGACCCAGGAAAUUUACCCUGUGGCAGGUCUCACCUCUCCUGGCAAAACUGAGUUCUGGUGGUUUCUUUGAAAUGUUGGGGAUCUCCAUUAAAAUGAUAUGUUGUCUGACAUUUAUCCUUCAUUCUGGUCACUUUUAGCUCUUUGAACCCCCCUCAAAAGACACAGAUGGUGAUGAUGAGUGAGCCUCGCCUUGUUUCGUAAAUGCUGUGCCUUCGGACAAAACUACUAUCAUCACAUUGAAACAGUGAUCGAGUAUCUCGUCUAUGACGCAGUAUAGUGGGAAGACAUGAGGAGGACCCGAGAGAGUAACAGGGAAUCAGAGGGAGAUCAGGUUGUAUUGUGGUGAGAGUGGUGAGGCGUGGGCAGAGAUGGGGUCCCUCUGGAAGAGCAGAGGAAAAAAAAAACAAACUUUGGGGGCGCGGGUUGGGGGAGAAGAAACAAAGCCCAACACGAAGAGAUGGCAGUGUGGUUCCAUGAGAUCUUGAGUCACCCUUGCUUUUCAUCCCUUGGAGGAUGGUUGGACCAUGCAGUGGGCAGCCCACUGGAUCCUUCCUGUGCUCUGGAUGGGCUGAGUCAGUGAGAAUGCUUUACCCUUUAUUCCCAAGGUAUGUCUGCCUUACAGAACACAGGUUGGGCUGCCGAAGCCAGCAGACAUGUGUUAAACAUCUUAAGACAAGCAUUGGUGGACUGGUUUCUACAGUUCCUUUCAACACGCAGCACCUGGCAUGAUUUGAAAAUAGGCAUAUGCCUUGAAGGGCUCCACGUUGUCUAGAUGUCAGUGAGCCUUAGUCUCUGGUUUCCAGUGCUUGAUAGAACAUUCUCUUCAUAUGACAUGACAGUAUCUUCAUAUACCGCCAGGAAGAAGGCCAGUUGCUGCCCAUUUCUGGGUGAGCUCAAGCCUUCCUCUCUCUUUUCACUCCCACGGGGAAAUUUCUGGUGGAGGCACAAUCAACUAGAAGGUUAAUCUUCUGGAUGGAGGAAUGAGAAUGUCCCAGGUACAACAGCUCUCUUUUUCUUUUCUGAUCUUCUUAAGUUAUCUUAUAAUUUAAGGUAAAUACUUAGAGAGCCAGGGUCAGGGAUGAAUAGACCAAGUGAGUUGACAGGCGAGCUGAGCCCUAGCCAUCCACAGGAGCCAUGUAACUCAGGCCUCCAUGUGUCUUGCUCUUUUUUAAUAUGAGUGAAAAAUAAAUAAGUUGAUCUCAGCCACACAGAUGUAGAAAAGAAAUGUUUUAAAAACAAACUUAGUGGGGCACCUGGGUGGCUCAGUGGGUUAAAGCCUCUGCCUUCAGCUCAGGUCAUGAUCUCAGGGUCCUGGGAUCGAGCCCCGCAUCGGGCUCUCUGCUCCGCAGCGAAGCCUGCUUCCCUUCUUCUCUCUCUGCCUGCCUCUCUGCCUGCUUGUGAUCUCUCUCUGUCAAAUAAAUAAUAAAAUCUUUAAAAAAAAAAAACAAACAAACAACUUAGUCACUCCCAACUUGUAUCCCAACUGAGUGGAUGUUGAACAAAAUGCAAAGCAUCUUAAUUUUUCAAGAGUCACCUAGUCUUUCCCCGGCAGUGAAUGUGAGCCUGGGGGGACACAGACCGAGGGGACCACCUGGCCUGCUUUUGGCUGCACUCGUAGGCUGAAGGACAGCAAUCGCCCCUCAUGGAGGAGCUCAGCUCACUAGAGGAAGAAACCAGAGAAGGGGCAGGGUCAAGCCCUGGAGAAAGGCCUUUGCUUGCUCUGUCUCCAAGGAGAGCGCCUCCAGGAUCCUGCCUUCAGGGAGGUGUCUGUCUGGGAAUUUGGGAUUCUGAAUUCAGCUUACUCCUGGAGUUUAGAUUUUAUUUCAGGAAACCACAUCAGUAGAAAUUUUAUGUGAUUUUUGAUGAGCUUGAACAGAUUUUAGAGUAUUAGGAUCACAACUAUGACUUCUGAAUUAGUGAUCUGAAUUAGUGAUUCUGAAUUAGUGAUCAAGUAUUUCAAUCCAGGAUGAUGGGUUGCACUCCGGCCUUCCAGACUCACAGGGAUGCCUUGUGUCUGUAAAGGUCCCAGUAGAUGUCAUGCCCCAGUUGGAAACUGAUGAGCGUUUAAUGCAGCAACUGUGCACAGUGGCAUGGGCAGGGUUAAGGGGACGAGAAGGGAGGGAGAAUAAAGCACCCAGGUCCUAGCAAUGUGAGAGACGGAAUACCACCCGAGAGCGGAAGGGACAGCGUGAGGGAGCUGUUUGUAGAGCCUGGCAAGAGCCACAGUCGUGGGCCGAGGGCCAGCAGAGGAGUUAGGGGGAUGACUACCCCGACCU